Molecule: messenger RNA, 813 nt
Organism: Vicia faba (fava bean)
Lineage: Eukaryota; Viridiplantae; Streptophyta; Magnoliopsida; Fabales; Fabaceae
Source: the annotation of a GenBank genome assembly
AUGUUGCUUUCUCUUUCUCUUUCUCCAAUUUUCCGAUUUCUUCAACCAUGUUCGUGCCUCCAUUACGAAAACCAAACUAGUUGUUCAAUUUCAAUACCUAGAUGCAGAAUCAACCCUAGAAUCUACACCAACAGAAAGCGGCAUGAUAGUAAAGGAAGAGGUGGCAAUAGAAUAACGGUAAUUGUUAAAGCAAGGCGUGGCGAGUCGCCGUAUGAGGUUUUGGGAUUGUCUCCUUCCGCGUCUGUGGUUGAUAUAAAGAAAGCGUAUCGGAAACUCGCUCUCAAGUAUCAUCCUGAUGUUAAUAAAGAGAAUAAUGCACAGGAGAAAUUUUUGAGGAUAAAACAUGCAUACAAUACGUUGCUAAAUUCUUCACGUAGAAAGUAUGAUUCUGGAAACCGUGGUUCUAGUUCUUCUCAAAGAAGCCAAAGUUGGAAUCCACAAGCUGAAGAAGAAUUUUAUGGAUUAGGUAAUUUUUUGAGAGAUGUUGAAAUAACAAUAGGAGACUUCUUUAAGGAUCUUCAAGAAGAAUUCAAGAACUGGGAAGCCAGUGCGGCUUCACAAGGAAAACCAAAGAGCCUAUGGGAGGAAUUGUCGGAAAUAGGAGAAGAGUUUGUGGGGUUCCUUGAGAAAGAACUUAAUAUUGUUGAACCAAAUGGAAAUCCUCAAGGAGAAAAUCCAUCUAAUUUAUAUGGCGCAGAGACACCAAGCAACGAGACUCAAGGUGAAGCUAGCAAGGAAAACAGAAGUGUUGAGGAUAACCUUGAUGAAGUAGAAGCUGCUCUUGCUAAGUUAAAAAAGGAGUUAGGUUUAUAG